Messenger RNA from Podarcis muralis (Common wall lizard), 3662 nucleotides. Lineage: Eukaryota; Metazoa; Chordata; Lepidosauria; Squamata; Lacertidae. The record is from RefSeq and is a predicted model, not a curated record.
GAUGGUGGCCGGUCUGGCAGCGGAGCGCGCAGAGCCUGGAGAUUACCCGUCUCUCACAUAAAGGUCGUCGGAGGAGCCGCCCGGACCCCUUCCCCGCUGCUACAGAAGCCGAGCGAGCGAGCGAGCGGGAGGAAGGGAGCGCGAGAGGGUAUCGCCGCCCCCGCCGCCAGACAGCCGGUCGCCGUGGAGCAGGGACGACGAGGCGGCGGAUCUUCAAGUAUCUUCAUUUUAGUUUUCUGUGCUAUUCCUCCCUUAAGUUAUUAUAUACUUCUUUGCUGCUGUGCGAAAACAGAGAUGUCUCGCAGCCCAGAUGCGAAGGAAGACCCUGUGGAAUGCCCCCUAUGUAUGGAGCCUCUUGAAAUUGAUGACAUAAACUUCUUUCCUUGCACCUGUGGUUACCAGAUCUGUCGCUUCUGUUGGCAUCGUAUUCGCACUGAUGAGAAUGGGCUUUGCCCUGCUUGCAGAAAGCCAUAUCCAGAAGAUCCAGCAGUGUAUAAACCACUCUCCCAAGAAGAGCUGCAAAGGAUAAAAAAUGAAAAGAAACAGAAGCAAAAUGAAAGAAAACAGAAGAUAUCAGAGAAUCGUAAACAUCUGGCCAGUGUACGGGUUGUACAGAAGAAUCUUGUAUUCGUAGUAGGGUUAUCCCAACGCCUAGCAGAUCCAGAGGUUUUGAAAAGGCCAGAAUAUUUUGGGAAAUUUGGUAAAAUACACAAGGUUGUAAUCAACAACAGCACAUCAUAUGCAGGCUCACAGGGUCCAAGUGCAAGUGCAUAUGUAACUUACAUCCGGUCAGAAGAUGCACUCAGAGCCAUACAGUGUGUCAAUAAUGUGGUAGUAGAUGGAAGAACACUUAAGGCGUCUUUAGGUACCACAAAAUAUUGCAGUUACUUUUUGAAGAAUAUGCAGUGUCCUAAACCAGACUGUAUGUAUCUACAUGAAUUAGGGGAUGAAGCAGCCAGUUUUACAAAAGAAGAGAUGCAGGCUGGUAAGCAUCAAGAAUAUGAACAGAAGUUACUCCAGGAAUUAUACAAGUUAAACCCCAACUUCCUCCAGCUGUCUUCAAAUGCAGUUGACAAGAACAAGAACAAAGUGACUUCACUACAGAGGUAUGAUGUACCCAACAGUAAUAACAAAGAUGCCUGGCCAUCAUUACAGAGUUCAAGUAAAUCAGUCAACGGCUUAACUAUGGAACACAGGAAAACGCCUCCUAUUUUAGAAAAUGGCACAGACUCAGAACACAUGACUCCAGAUGGUCCAGAUUCAGAUUUCGGCACUAUCGACAAACCUUCAGAUUCUCUCAGUAUAGGAAACUGUGAUAACUCGCAGCAGAUAUCAAAUAGUGACACACCUUCACCACCACCCGGCUUAUCAAAAUCCAAUUCAGUCAUCCCCAUCAGUUCAUCCAAUCACAGUGCACGGUCUCCCUUUGAAGGGGCUAUAACAGAGUCACAGUCUCUCUUCUCGGACAACUUCCGGCACCCCAACCCUAUUCCAAGUGGACUCCCUCCAUUUCCCAGCUCCCCACAGACUUCAAAUGACUGGCCGAUGGCACCAGAGCCACAGAGCCUCUUCACAUCAGAAACCAUCCCAGUAUCCUCGUCUACAGACUGGCAAGCGGCGUUUGGAUUUGGUUCUUCCAAACAGCAAGAAGAUGACUUGGGGUUUGAUCCCUUUGAUAUCACCCGCAAAGCCUUAGCAGACCUGAUCGAGAAGGAACUGUCGGUCCAAGACCAACCCUCCCUCUCGCCCACGUCUCUCCAGAACCCUUCCCCACACACUACAACCGCCAAAGGGUCAGGCUCUGGAUUUCUGCAUCCUGCUGCGCCCGCAAAUGCCAACUCUCUCAAUAGCACAUUUUCAGUCUUGCCACAGAGGUUCCCGCAAUUUCAACAGCAUCGAGCAGUUUACAACUCCUUCAGUUUUCCAGGCCAAGCCGCUCGCUAUCCUUGGAUGGCCUUCCCACGCAAUAACAUCAUGCACUUGAACCACACAGCAAAUCCCCCUUCAAAUAGUAAUUUCUUGGACUUAAACCUCCCACCACAACACAGCACAGGUCUAGGAGGGAUCCCUAUAGCAGACAACAACAGUUCUGUAGAGAGUUUAAAUAUGAAGGAAUGGCAGGACGGGCUAAGGGCACUUCUACCGAACAUUAACAUCAACUUUGGUGGACUGCCCAAUGCUACUUCCCCCUCCAACGCCAACCACAGUGUAUCAACAUCCAACACUGCCACCACCGACAGCCUGAAUUGGGACAGCCCUGGCAGCUGGAUGGACCCCGCAAUCAUCACAGGUAUCCCAGCCUCCGCUGGAAACAGUUUAGACACCCUUCAAGAUGACAAUCCACCACACUGGCUAAAAUCUCUUCAGGCUCUCACAGAGAUGGAUGGCCCCAGUGCUGCCCCGACACAGACCCCCCACAGUAACCCCUUCAGCACACAGAUUCCUCUGCACAGAGCCAGUUGGAAUCCUUACUCCCCACCUUCAAACCCCGCCAGUUUUCACUCUCCUCCCCCAGGCUUCCAGACAGCUUUCAGACCCCCCAGUAAAACCCCCACAGAUCUACUACAGAGCUCAGCGCUGGAUCGUCAUUAGGAAAAGUUCAAAAACAUUAGAAAUGCAGGAAUUGCCCCACCCAGACUUCCUACACCCACCCAUGGUCCCUCCUCCACAUCUUUCUUUCUGAAGAAUCCAGUUCCUGAUCAAAACUCUUCCCCACCAGCCUCCAAAUGCAAUGCAAUCACAGGGUCAUAACCAUAUCUCUUUUUUUAAUUUUAUUUUAAGAUUCUGCUAAGCCAGUGUUUGAAAUACACUGAUGAAUUUUCUUUAAACACACAAAGAAAAAAGAGAGAGAGAAAUCAAAAAGUGCAUAAAAAGGAAAAUAUUAUUUUCAUAAAUCUUUUGCACGGAAUUACUUUAGCCUAGCAGAAAAUGUCAAGUAGGGGGAAAUAAUAUAAAAUUCAGAAUCAAAUGCAGCGAUGUAAAAGCAGUUUAAUUUAAAUGAGAGAUUCAAGGUAUAGGGGGAAAAACCAGUGGCCUGGCAUUUAUUUUGCAUUCUGUGUGUCAGUAUGCAGGGAGAUAGCCCCCCACCCCCUGUUUGGGAGGGUGGGACAGUAUUGUCAGUAAGAUUUGUCAUGAAGUGGGUUGAAGGACAGUUUGCCUGUUGAAAUAAACUGACAUGUUGCCUUGUUCCUAAGAAGUGGUUUAACAGAGGGAUAUUUUAAAAUUUUGGCUUUAGAUUUCAAGUAAACGUAAUGUUUUAAAAAUAUUCACAGAUUUAAUACCUAGCAUAUACAUGAUAUAAUUAUAAGCAGCUGAAACACGAGUGAUAUUUACUUCAGUCUUUCUGUCUCCUUGUCAGUCUCUCUUUCUUUUUUUUUUCUUUUCUUUUUUUAAAAAAAUCACCUGAUUAAGGCACUCUGGGAUAGCACUGCAUUGGGGCCACAUGAUCACCAUCAGGAGCGCAACCUUUGACGACCUCUGCCUGCAGCUUUUACUUAACCUUGUAGUUUCUGGACGUUUGUGCAGUAUUGAAAGACAGGAAAAGAGAAACAGAUAAAAUUAAACAUGGUUAUAACCUGACUCUAAAACUAAAAACAAGGAAAUGUACCUCUUUCUUCAGAAUUAAAACUAAAAUCUUAAAUAAAACAGAAAACUUGAUGACA